Messenger RNA from Coregonus sp. 'balchen', 23985 nucleotides. The record is from the annotation of a GenBank genome assembly. Lineage: Eukaryota; Metazoa; Chordata; Actinopteri; Salmoniformes; Salmonidae.
AGACAGAGGCUGGCUGAGUGGCUACCUGGGUGAUGAUGAUGAGAGACAUAAAAAGAGAAGGGAAGUGAGAAAAGGGAAGGGCACAUGUCUGUAAUCACUGUUAUUUAUCUCUGGGUGGAUCUGUGCUGAACUAGGAAAUAAUGAGCAUGAGCAGAGCAGCAUUGAGCAACUUAGGGUGGGGGAUGGGGUCAGGGGAUAUUUUUGGCCUGCUUUUUCUCUGUUCUCUGAGACUUUGGGUGUGGAGGGCCUGUGUUUCUGAACAUGUGUGAGCGAUCUAUGUGGAUCCUCCACACCUUUCACACAACCACAUAGAUGAGUGUCAGUCAGGCCUGGAAAUGCCACUGUAAGGAUGUGGUGGAGUCGACCUAAAGACAUUUGGGGUUGGAGAAGCUGUCAGAGGCUGCUGGAUGUCUCAUUGGACAUAAUUACAUUAUACCAGAAUAGAUGUGCACGAUUAAGUAUGUAUGAUAUUUCAUGCUGUUGUUGGUGGCAUGUUGACAUGCUGUUACAGGGCGGUAGGUAGCCUAGCGGUUAAGAGCGUUGGGCCAGUAACCUAAAGGUCGAUGGUUAGAAUCUCUGAGCCAACUAGGUGAAAAAUCUGUUGAUGUGCACUUAAGCAAGGCACUUAAACCAAAUUGCUCCUGGGCAUUGCCGUCUAAAUGCUCUGUCAGGUUGGAUGGGGAGCGUCGCUGCACAGCUAUUUUCAGGUCUCUCCAGAGAUGUUUGAUCGGGUUCAAGUCCGGGCUCUGUCUGGGCCACUCAAGGACAUUCAGAGACCACAGCAUGAUUUUGCCACCACCAUACUUCACCAUAGGGAUGGUGCCUGGUUUCCUCCAGACGUGACGCUUGGCAUUCAGGCCAAAGAGUUCAGUCUUGGUUUCAUCAGACCAGAGAAUCUUGUUUCUCAUGGUCAGAGUCCUUUAGGUGCCUUUUGGCAAACUCCAAGCAGGCUGUCAUGAGCCUUUUACUGAGGAGUGGCUUCCGUCUGGCCACUCUACCAUAAAGGCCUGAUUGGUGGAGUGCUGCAGAGAUGGUUGUCCCAUCUCCACAGAGGAACUCUGGAGCUCUGUCAGAGUGACCAUCGGGUUCUUGGUCACCUCCCUGACCAACGCCCUUCUCCCUCGAUUGCUCAGUUUUGCUGAGCGGCCAGCUCUAGGAAGAGUCUUGGUGGUUCCAAACUUCUUCCAUUUAAGAAUGGACUACUCCGUGGAGUUCCGGACCCGGGCUCGAGAGGCAGGAUGGGAGGAGGCCACCCUGGUUGUCCUUUACGCGCAGGGGCUAUCGGAGGGGAUGAAGGACGAACUCUCCUUCACGGAGCUACCUGAGUGUCUGGACGGCCUCGUCGACCUCUCGGUGCGGGUAGACAAUCAGUGUCGUGAGAGGACGCAUGAGAGAGGGAUGACGCAAGGCGCGCCUCCGCGUCCCCCUAUCAGCCCGGAGACUUUCCGCCGAUUCAGGGAGGAGACGCCUCAGGAGGAGGCUAUGCAGCUGGGUGCGGCGUGCUUGUCCAGGAUGGAGAAGCAGAGCCGUCUGCUCCAGGGACGUUGCCUGUACUGCAGCCAGGCAGGUCACCACUGCGACUCAUGCCCAGAGAAGCCGGGAAAUGGGAGGGCUCGCUAAUAUCGAGAGGGGUGCUAGCGAGCCGGAACCCGAAACCCCAACUCCAACUCCAGAGACUACAGGACUUUUCUUCCCGUCAGGGUUCAGUGGGCCCGCGCUGCGCGUCGGGCGCAUGCACUGGUGGAUUCGGGGGCCGCGGGAAACCUGAUGGAUGCGGAGCUGGCCCAAGGGUGGAGCGUUCCGUUACUCUCCCUCUCCGAGCCGGUUCCGGUCAUGGGCCUGGACGGCCAGCCGUUGGGGUCUGGCUUCAUCACCCGGUGCACUAUCUCUGUGCGUGUCCGGGUGGCUAUGUUCCGGUCUCCACCGACCACUCAUCAGCCCAAACCACCGUCCCAGACCACCUACCAGUCCUCACCUCUUCCCCAGGUCCCGCACUCCAAACCGCCUACCGCCCUAGUGGCGGUUGCUACCGGGAUGAUGGUGGCUACAGACUCUGUCACCGGCCCAGACCUGGCAGGCGUUCCCGGGACUAUUGGGAUCUUGGGGAGGUGUUUAGUAAGAGGCGUGCCAAGGGCCUACCUCCUCACAGGCCAUAUGACUGCGCUAUCGAUCUCCUGCUGGGCCCCGGUCCUAGGGCAUCCUGAUCCGUCCCUGCCGUUCAUUGUGGAGGUGGAUGCUUCAGACGUUGCGGUGGGAGCAAUCCUGUCCCAGCGGUUCUUCACGGACGGUAAGACUCACCUCUGUGCGUUUUUCUCCCGUCGGCUGUCCCUGGCGGAGCGGAGUUACGAUGUGGGGAACCGUGAGCUACUAGCGGUCAAGCUCGCCCUGGGGGAGUGGAGGCUGCUCUGACCCCUGCCUAUCCCCAAGCACCCCUGGUCCCACAUCUCGCUGGAUUUCAUUUCCGCCCUACCCCCCUCUGAUGGAUACACAGUCAUCCUGGUCGUUGUGGACCAGUUUUCAAAGGCUGCCCACUUCAUUCCCCUUCUCAAACUCCCGUCGGCCCGGGAGACGGCUAAGUUGGUGGUGCAGCACGUUUUCCGGGUCCACGGCCUUCCCCAAGAUGUGGUGUCGGAUCGGGGCCCUCAGUUCACCUCCAGGUUCUGGAAGGCAUUCGCCACCUGCCUCAGCGCCUCUGUCAGCUUGUCUUCCGGCUUCCAUCCCCAGUCGAAUGGGCAGACGGAGCGCGUCAACCAGGAUCUGGACGGGGUGCUGAGUCCCCUGUAGCUCAGUUGGUAGAGCAUGGCGUUUGCAACGCCAGGGUUGUGGGUUUGUUCCCCACGCGGAACCAGUAUGAAAAAAAUGUAUGCACUCACUAACUGUAAGUCGCUCUGGAUAAGAGCGUCUGCUAAAUGCCUAAAAUGUAAUUUUUAAAAAAAUGUGCUACGCCUCCAGCAACCCAGCUACAUGGAGUCAGCGACUGGCGUGGGCGGAUUACGCCCACAACACCCUUCUCUGCUCGUCCACUGGCCUGCCCCCCUUCCAGUGCCAAUAUGGGUACCAACCCCCCCUAUUCCCAGAGGAGGAGGCAGUGGUCCCGUCGGUCCAGGCCCACAUCAGUCGCUGUCGCCGCACCUGGAGGCAGGUAUGGGCGGCACUUAAGCAGCCCUCGGUCAGGUCUCAACAUCAGGCCAACCGCAGGCGUCGCCCGGCCCCAGUUUUUCGCCCGGGUCAGAGGGUGUGGCUCUCCACGCGGGAUCUUCCCCUCCACAUGGAGUCGAAGAAGCUGUCCCCCCGGUUCGUCGGGCCAUUCAGAGUAGUCCAGCGAGUCAACCCAGUGGCCUACCGCCUGCAUCUUCCCCCCACCAGGAGGGGGUUGCAGUUCCGGAGCGACCCACUAGAUGUACUCCUCCGACAACCUUAGGCACCUCCUCACUCACAGUCUGGACUAAUCAUGAUCAUAUUGGUGUCACCUGUGUCUACCUGUUCACCUGUGUAUUUAUGCCCUCACUUCCCUGUGUUCCCUUGCUCUGUUUUCUCUGCUAGUUUCUCGAUGCCAAGCAGUACGAAUCAGUGUCUGAUCGCGAGACGUAUGUGCAGGUACUUGAGAAGUGUUCUCCCUGUUUCAUUGUUGUUUCAGUCAUAGUUAGAAUUUUGUAUUUUUGCUGUCAGACUGUUUUUGGAGACCAAUUUGCUCCUCCUUUAUUUUAUCGGGACAAGUCCGUUAUUUUGUAUCCCGGCUUUGGGACCACCAGUAAAGAUCCUUGUUUCACCAUCUCUGCCUACUGCCUACUGUCUAUCCUGCACAGCACCUGGGUCACACCUCACACCAACCCUUACAGCCUUCUGGAUGAUAGCGGGGUGAACAGGCAGUGGCAGUGGCUCCUUGAUUUAUCUUUUUGGCCUUCCUGUGACAUCGGGUGCUGUAGGUGUCCUGGAGGGCAGGUAGAUUGCCCCCGGUGAUGUGUUGUGCAGACCGCACCACCCUUUGGAGAGCUCUGCGAUUGUGGGCUGUGCAGUUGCCGUACCAGGCGGUGAUAUAGCCCAACAGGAUGCUCUCAAUUGUGCAUCUGUAAAAGUUUGUGAGGGUUUUAGGUGACAGGCCAAAUUUCUUCAGCCUCCUGAGGUUGAAUAGAUGCUGUUGCGCCUUCUUCACCACACUGUCUGAGGGGGCUGAGCACACACCCUUGUGGGGCCCCAGUGUUGAGGAUCAGCGAAGUGGAGAUGUUGUUUCCUACCUUCACCACCUGGGAGGCGGCCCGUCAGGAAGUCCAGGACCCAAUUGCACAGGGCGGGGUUGAGACCCAGGGCCUCAAGGUUGAUGAUGAGCUUGGAGGGUACUAUGGUGUUAAAUGCUGAGCUAUAGUCAAUGAACAGCAUUCUUACAUAGGUAUUCCUCUUGUCCAGAUGGGAUAGGGCAGUGUGCAGUGUGAUGGCGAUUGCAUCGUCUGUGGACCUAAUGGGGCGGUAUGCAAAUUGAAGUGGGUCUAGGGUGACCGGUAAUUUGAGAUUCUUCAAAUAGCCACCCUUUGCCUUGAUUACAUCUUUGCAUACUCUUGGCAUUCUCUCAACCAGCUUCAUGAGGUAGUCACCUAGAAUGCAUUUCAGUUAACAGGUGUGCCUUCUUAAAAGUUAAUUUGUGGAAUUCCUUCUUAAUGCGUUUGAGCCAAUCAGUUGUGUUGUGACAAGGUGUGUGUGUGUGUGUGUGUGGGGGGGGGGGGGGGGGGGGGGGGGGGGGGGUAUACAGAAUAUACAGUGGGGAAAAAAAAGUAUUUAGUCAGCCACCAAUUGUGCAAGUUCUCCCACUUAAAAAGAUGAGAGAGGCCUGUAAUUUUCAUCAUAGGUACACGUCAACUAUGACAGACAAAUUGAGAAAAAAAAAUCCAGAAAAUCCCAUUGUAGGAUUUUUUAUGAAUUUAUUUGCAAAUUAUGGUGGAAAAUAAGUAUUUGGUCACCUACAAACAAGCAAGAUUUCUGGCUCUCACAGACCUGUAACUUCUUCUUUAAGAGGCUCCUCUGUCCUCCACUCGUUACCUGUAUUAAUGGCACCUGUUUGAACUUGUUAUCAGUAUAAAAGACACCUGUCCACAACCUCAAACAGUCACACUCCAAACUCCACUAUGCCCAAGACCAAAUAGCUGUCAAAGGACACCAAAAACAAAAUUGUAGACCUGCACCAGGCUGGGAAGACUGAAUCUGCAAUUGUUAAGCAGCUUGGUUUGAAGAAAUCAACUGUGGGAGCAAUUAUUAGGAAAUGGAAGACAUACAAGACCACUGAUAAUCUCCCUCGAUCUGGGGCUCCACGCAAGUUCUCACCCCGUGGGGUCAAAAUGAUCACAAGAACGGUGAGCAAAAAUCCCAGAACCACACGGGGGGAUCUAGUGAAUGACCUGCAGAGAGCUGGGACAAAAGUAACAAAGCCAACCAUCAGUAACACACUACGCAGCCAGGGACUCAAAUCCUGCAGUGCGAGACAUGUCCCCCUGCUUAAGCCAGUACAUGUCCAGGCCCGUCUGAAGUGCAUUUGGAUGAUCCAGAAGAGGAUUGGGAGAAUGUCAUAUGGUCAGAUGAAACCAAAAUAUAACUUUUUGGUAAAAAACUCAACUCGUCAUGUUUGGAGGACAAAGAAUGCUGAGUUGCAUCCAAAGAACACCAUACCUACUGUGAAGCAUGGGGUUGGAAACAUCAUGCUUUGGGGCUGUUUUUCUGCAAAGGGACCAGGACGACUGAUCCGUGUAAAGGAAAGAAUGAAUGGGGCCAUGUAUCGUGAGAUUUUGAGUGAAAACCUCCUUCCAUCAGCAAGGGCAUUGAAGAUGAAACGUGGCUGGGUCUUUCAGCAUGACAAUGAUCCCAAACACACCGCCCGGGCAACGAAGGAGUGGCUUCGUAAGAAGCAUUUCAAGGUCCUGGAGUGGCCUAGCCAGUCUCCAGAUCUCAACCCCAUAGAAAAUCUUUGGACGGAGUUGAAAGUCUGUGUUGCCCAGCGACAGCCCCAAAACAUCACUGCUCUAGAGGAGAUCUGCAUGGAGGAAUGGGCCAAAAUACCAGCAACAGUGUGUGAAAGCCUUGUGAAGACUUACAGAAAACGUUUGACCUGUGUCACUGCCAACAAAGAGUAUAUAACAAAGUAUUGAGAAACUUUUGUUAUUGACCAAAUACUUAUUUUCCACCAUCAUAUGCCAAUAAAUUCAUAAAAAAUCCUACAAUGUGAUUUUCUGGAUUUUUUUUUCUCAUUUUGUCUGUCAUAGUUGACGUGUACCUAUGAUGAAAAUUACAGGCCUCUCUCGUCUUUUUAAGUGGGAGAACUUGCACAAUUGGUGGCUGACUAAAUACUUUUUCCCCCACUGUAGCCCUAUUUGGUAAAAUACCAAGUCUAUAUUAUGGCAAGAACAGCUCAAAUAAGCAAAGAUAAAAGAUAUGCCUUCAUUUCUCUUAGCUUCCAUUUGACACCACAUUUGAUGUGCUCCUAUGAACUUCACAUGAUAGUGCUCAUGGGGCAUAGAUACCACUGUUGUUCCUGUGACAGAUGAACAGUGAGAAUAGCCAGGCAGUAACUUGAGACCGUGUGGUUGGUUUGUUUCCUGUUGGUGUGCUUGAUCACAUUUCACUGUCUAGGGGGUGUGUUUUUGUGGGAGGACAGCUUGUCAUGGCACACACUGUCACAGGGUGUCAUAGGCAGCGUGAGAACCUGUCAUACAUGAGCCUCAACACACUAGGGCUCGUUUGGCCAAUAAGACUUGGCCAGGUGAGGUGUUAAAUGAGAUUGAGCUAAUUUAUAGGGGUCAGGGGACAGAUACCUCUGUUAAUCCAAAGCAUUACCCUCUUCUUAUCUAAUAUGUCCUCACCUUAUCUCACCACCUGCUUUUACAACAAUCUGAAAACUAGAUAAAUUAAAGGAAAUCUUUGGAGGCCUAUAUCAACUGUUACACUUGCUUUCACCUAUCGUCCAGUUCUGCAGAAUCAAUGCAAGUGACAAGGAAAGGAAGCCAUUUUUGAGAAUUCAGGUGCAGUGUUUGUUCCAGUUUCCUACCGGAGUGUGUUGAGCGUUGUGUCUCUCAGGCCACUGUGAUGCCCUGACAGGGGGAGAUGGGUUGGUGUUGGAUGCCAUGUUUGAUUUACUGGGUUACUGAGUGUGUUUUUAUAGUCCUAGUCUAUUCACAGACAAAGGAGAGUUUGUUCCAGCGUCUCUCUUUCUUCUUUCUCUCUAUCCCUCUCUCCCUCUCUCUCUUUCACACAGGCCUGUAAGGUAGCAUUCCACUUCUCUCGGCCUGACCGAUACCAGAGGAUGGAAAGAGGGCUGUUAUUAUUUGAAUCAUUUUUUGGGGGAAAUUGAAGGAGAUAAGCAAUGCGAUGGAGAUUAAUGACUUAAUUGAUGAGUGAAAACUAAUCUUAUCUAAUCUCGAAUAGAGUGAGCACACUUUGGUCUGUGUGCGUGUGUGUUUUUUAUGUGCACAUAGUUAUUGCAACAUAGGACAAGUGCAUGCCGACUCAAAGCAAAAAUAUUUUGGCCAGUCGUGACAAUUCCACCAUAGUGCUAGAAUGUCCUUUGGUGAGGUUGAUAAACAGAUUAACCCUUCCUCCCUCCCUGACUUGCAUUCUAAAUGAAAACAGCCUGUGUGAGUAACCGGAAGAUAGAUAGAAUUGUGGCGAUGUUGAGCUGUGACUCCUUUAUAUGUGGCAAUGUUGAGUUGUGACUCCUUUGUAUUUGUAUUUAUUAUGGAUCCCAAGGCAGCAGCUACACUUCCUGGGGUCCAGCAAAAUUAAGGCAGUUAUACAUUUUAAACACAUUACAAUACAUUCAUAACAUAUUUCACAAUAUAUUAAGUGUGUGGCCUCAGGCCUCUACUCUACUACCACAUAUCUAUAACACAAAAUCCAUGUGUACGUGUGUAUAGUGUGUAUGUUAUCGUGUGUUUGUAUGCAUGUGUCUAUGUUUGUGUAGUUUUACAGUCCCCGCUGUUCCAUAAGGAGUAUUUGUAUCUGUUUUUUAAAUCUAUUUUUACUGCUGGCAUGAGUUACUUGAUGUGGAAUAGAGUUCCAUGCUCUGCAUGGGUGUCCGAGCAGUGUGCCAGUAGUUCAAACAGACAGCUCGGUUCAUUCAACAUGUCAAUACCUCUCACAAAUACAAGUAGUGAUGAAGUCAAUCUCUCCUCCACUUUGAGCCAGGAGAGAUUAAUGUUAGCUCUCUGUGUACAUCCAAGGGCCAGCCGUGCUGCCCUGUUCUCAGCCAAUUGCAAUUUUCCUAAGUCCCUCUUUGUGGCACCUGACCACACGACUGAACAGUAGUCCAGGUGUGACAAAACUAGGGCCUGUAGGACCUGCCUUGUUCGUAGUGCUGCUAAGAAUGCAGAGCAGUACUUUAUUAUAGACAGACUUCUCCCCAUCCUAGCUACUGUUGUAUCAAUAUGUUUUGACCAUGACAGUUUACAAUCCAAUGUUACUCCAAGCAAUUUAGUCUCCUCAACUUGCUCAAUUGCCACAUGAUUCAUUACAAGAUUUAGUUGAGGUUUAGGAUUUUAGUAAAUGAUUUGUCCCAAAUACAAUGCUUUUAGUUUUUUUAAAUAUUUAGGACUAACUUAUUCCUUGCCACCCAUUCUGAAACUAACUGCAGCUCUUUGUUAAGUGUUGCUGUCAUUUCAGUCGCUGUGGUUGCUGACGUGUAUAGUGUUGAGUCAUCCGCAUACAUAGACAGGUAACACUGGCUUUACUCAAAGCCAGAGGCAUGUCGUUAGUAAAGAUUGAAAAAAGUAAGGGGCAUAGACAGCUGCCCAGGGGAAUUCCUGAUUCUACCUGGAUUUUGUUGGAGAGGCUUCCAUUAAAGAACACCCUCUGUGUUCUGUUAGACAGGUAACUCUUUAUCCACAAUAUACAGUGAGGGAAACAAGUAUUUGAUCCCCUGCUGAUUUUGUACGUUUGCCCACUGACAAAGAAAUUAUCAGUCUAUAAUUUUAAUGGUAGGUUUAUUUGAACAGUGAGUCAGAAUAACAACAAAAAAAUCCAGAAAAACGCAUAUCAAAAAUGUAUAAAUUGAUUUGCAUUUGAAUGAGGGAAAUAAGUAUUUGACCCCCUCUCAAUCAGAAAGAUUUCUGGCUCCCAGGUGUCUUUUAUACAGGUAAGAAGCUGAGAUUAGGAGCACUCCCUUUAAGAGUGUGCUCCUAAUUUCAGCUUAAAAGACCUGUCCACAGAAGCAAUCAAUCAGUCAGAUUCCAAACUCUCCACCAUGGCCAAGACCAAAGAGCUCUCCAAGGAUGUCAGGGACAAGAUUGUAGACCUACACAAGGCUGGAAUGGGCUACAAGACCAUCGCCAAGCAGCUUGGUGAGAAGGUGACAACAGUUGGUGCGAUUAUUCGCAAAUGGAAGAAACACAAAAUAACUGUCAAUCUCCCUCGGGCUGGGGCAACAUGCAAGAUCUCACCUUGUGGAGUUGCAAUGAUCAUGAGAACGGUGAGGAAUCAGCCCAGAACUUCACGGGAUGAUCUUGUCAAUGAUCUCAAGGCAGCUGGGACCAUAGUCACUAAGAAAACAAUUGGGAACACACUACGCCGUGAAGGACUGAAAUCCUGCAGCGCCCGCAAGGUCCCCCUGCUCAAGAAAGCACAUAUACAGGCCCGUCUGAAGUUUGCCAAUGAACAUCUGAAUGAUUCAGAGGAGAACUGGGUGAAAGUGUUGUGGUCAGAUGAGACCAAAAUGGUGCUCUUUGGCAUCAACUCAACUCGCCGUGUUUGGAGGAGGAGGAAUGCUGCCUAUGACCCCAAGAACACCAUCCCCACCGUCAGACAUGGAGGUGGAAACAUUAUGCUUUGGGGGUGUUUUUCUGCUAAGGGGACAGGACAACUUCACCGCAUCAAAGGGACGAUGGACGGGGCCAUGUACCGUCAAAUCUUGGGUGAGAACCUCCUUCCCUCAGCCAGGCCAUUGAAAAUGGGUCGUGGAUGGGUAUUCAGCAUGACAAUGACCCAAAACACAUGGCCAAGGCAACAAAGGAGUGGCUCAAGAAGAAGCACAUUAAGGUCCUGGAGUGGCCUAGCCAGUCUCCAGACCUUAAUCCCAUAGAAAAUCUGUGGAGGGAUCUGAAGGUUCGAGUUGCCAAACGUCAGCCUCAAAACCUUAAUGACUUGUAGAAGAUCUGCAAAGAGGAGUGGGACAAAAUCCCUCCUGAGAUGUGUGCAAACCUGGUGGCCAACUACAAGAAACGUCUGACCUCUGUGAUUGCCAACAAGGGUUUUGCCACCAAGUACUAAGUCAUGUUUUGCAGAGGGGUCAAAUACUUAUUUCCCUCAUUAAAAUGCAAAUCAAUUUAUACCAUUUUUUUACAUGCGUUUUUUCUGAAUUUUUGUUGUUGUUAUUCUGUCUCUCACUGUUCAAAUAAACCUACCAUUAAAAUUAUAGACUGAUCAUGUCUUUGUCAGUGGGCAAACGUACAAAAUCAGCAGGGGAUCAAAUACUUAUUUCCCUCACUGUAGCAGGGGGUUUAUAGCCAUAACACAUACAUUUUCCCAGCAACAGACUAUGAUCGAUAAUGUCAAAAGCCACACUGAAGUCUUUUUAUCAUUAAUUUUUCUCAGCCAAUCAUCAGUCAUUUGUGUAAGUGCUGUGCUUGUUCAAUGUCCUUCCCUAUAAGCGUGCUGAAAGUCUGUUGUCAAUUUGUUUACCUUGAAAUAGCAUUUUAUCUGGUCAAACACCAUUUUUACCAAAUGUUUGAGAAGGGUUGGUAACAGGCUGAUUGGUUGGCUAUUUGAGGCAGUUAAGGGGGCUUUACUAUUCUUAGGUAGCGGAAUAACGUUUUCUUCCCUCCAGGCCUGAGGGCACACACAUUCUAGUAGGCUUAAAUUGAAGAUAUGGCAAAUAGGACUGGCAAUAUCGUCCACUAUUAUCCUCAGUAAUUUUCCAUCCAAGUUGUCAGACCUCGGUGGCUUGUCAUUGUUGAUCGACAAUAAUACUUUUUUCACCUCUUCCACACUUACUUUACGGAAUUAAAAAUUACAAUGCUUGUAUUUCAUAAUUUGGUCAGAUAUACUUGGAUGUGUAGUGUCAGCGUUUGUUGCUGGCAUGUCAUGUCUAAGUUUGCUAAUCUUGCCAAUGAAAAAAUAAUUAAACUAGUUGGCAGUAUCUGUGGGUUUUGUGAUGAAUGAGCCAUCUGAUUCAAUGAAUGAUGGAGCGGAGUUUGCCUUUUCCCCCAAAAUUUCAUUUAAGGUACUAUUGUUCUUUAUGUCAUUUAUCUUUGUAUCAUAGUGUAGUUUCUUCUUCUUUUUAUUCAGUUUAGUCACAUGAUUUCUCAAUUUGCAGUACUUUUGCCAAUCGGUUGUACAGCCAGACCUAUUUGCCAUCUCUUUUGCCUCAUCCCUCUCAACCAUACAAUUCUUAAAUUCCUCAUCAAUCCACGGGGAUUUAACAGUUUUUACAGUCAUUUUCUUAAUUGGUGCAUGCUUAUUCGUAACUGGGAUAAGCAAUUUCAUAACUGUGUCAAGUGCAGCGUCUGGUUGCUCGUCAUUACACACCACAGACCAACAAAUAUUCUUCACAUCAACAACAUAGGAAUCACUACAGAACUUAUUGUAUGACCUCUUACACACAAUAUUAGGCCCAGCCUUUGGAACUUUGGUUUUCCUAGAUAUGGCUACUAUAUUGUGAUCACUACAUCCAAUGGAUUUGGAUACUGCUUUCAAACCAAAUUCUGCAGCAUUAGUAAAGAUAUGAUCAAUACAUUCCUGUACUGUUUGUAACUACCCUGGUAGGUUGAUUGAUAACCUGAACCAGGUUGCAGGCACUAGUUACAGUUUGAAGCUUUCUCUUGAGUGGGCAGCCUGAUGAAAGCCAGUCAAUAUUUAAAUCACCCAGGAAGUAUACCUCUCUAUUGAUAUGACAUAUAUUAUCAAGCAUUGUCAAGCACAUGUUAUCCAGAUACUGACUGUUAGCACUUGGUGGUCUAUAGCAGCUUCCCACCAGAAUGGGCUUUAGGGGAAGCUGGUGAGCCUGUAGCCAUAUUACUUCAACAGCAUUUAACAGGAGAUCCUCUCUAAACUUUACAGGAAUGUGGUUCUGAAUAUUGACCGCAACACCGCCCCCAUUGGCAUUUCUGUAUUUUCUGUAAAUGUUAUAACCUUGUAUUGCUAUCACUGUAUCAUCAAAGGUAUUAUGUAAGUGAGUUUCAGAGAUUGUCAGAAUAUGAAUGUCAUCUGUUAGUAGCAAAUUAUUGAUUUCAUGAACCUUGUUUCUUAAGCUACAUAUGUUAACAUGGGCUAUUUAUAACACUUUUCUGGGAUGCUUGAUAAUUUUUCUUGCUUUACUGGGAAGCUUAGCAGAAGUAGACAUACUUAGGUUAUUUUUAUUAGUGCAGGGUGAGCUGCACACAGUGGACUUCCUACUAGGGCACACCACCUCAGUGCUAACAGUAUUACUCUAGUUCAUAGGCAUAUGAUUACUGCAUACAAUUGCUGUAGGAUCAGCAGAGGCAUUCCGGGCAGUAAGAAGGACAUAAAUUAGGUUAUUUACAUUGUGUCUUCCAACGCCCCUAGGAUAAUGUACAUAUGCUGAAUCAUUAUGACAACUCAGCGACACAAUAGUAGGGAUUAAAUGAGCUGGACUUGGCUCGUUGAUAAGUCAUUGUCUCAACGCAGCCUUAUAAUGCUGUGAAAGGAUCCAGGAACCCAAAUGAUUUGGGUGGAUCCCAUCCUCCUUAUAAUACGAGCUUUGUUUCCAGAAGGUAUCGAAAUUGUCAAUAAGGGCUAAAAGUCUGCUGAACCAUUCAAUGCCACGAUUUAGGGAGGGCAGAGGGCCAGAUAUUAUGGGGCAUUUGUUGGUGUUAAGUAGAGACCCAAUCAGUUCUUUAAAAUCCAUCUUCAGCUGUUUUGAGCUGCCCUUCAUAAUGUCAUUUGACCCCACAUGAACCAUGACAGUAUCAUGCCCCGGUGACUGACUCACAGCCCCGGGAAGCAACCUGGUGAUAUCCUGAACUUUUGACACAGGAAAACACAAAGUCUUUGCCCCAGGUACAGAUAUAUGCCUCACCAUCGAACUCCCUAUCACAAUCGCCGGAAUGAUCCGGCCUCUGCCGUGUCUCGAAGCAGAUUGCGAGGCCAGAGCCACAGAACUCACCUGAGAAGAGGGCUGCUGCGACGCCGGCUGCGUGCAGGCCACAACUGCCAAAGGGACAGAGCUCUGAUCCAGAGAGCACAACCCAGCGGAGGGGGGCCGCGGUGGUCCAGGCUGUGCCCAGACAGUUGAUUGACUAGGACCGGAAGAGGUAUCUGGAGGGUCAUCCACAGCAAUGGAGGGAACACCCAAGCCCCCGACAGAGGACAGCUGGUACAGGGGCUCAAAGCGAUUUGAAAGUCAUAUGACCGGACACGGGGGAAGAUGGCCGGCGCGCCGAGAACGAUUAUUUUCCUUCUUUCUGGUUCCGACAUGCAUCCAUUUACGCUCACCUGGAGUCGAACAGUGAGCAGCCAUUUUCUGAUUGAAGCUAGUAGAGGAGUGCAGUGGCGGAAAUUGAUCAUAGUCCAGGAAGGUCCCAUUAUAAUCCUCUUGAAUGUUUUGAUAGGAAGCGAUAUUCUCAUAGAAUCGUUAUUCAGUUCAAGGUGCUUGGUCAAAUUUUGUAUUUCUUCAUGAAGAGUAAUAAUAAUUUCUUUAGCUGCAUCAAGUUCAAUACAUUUUUCACAAAUGAAGGUAUCCAUCGGACCUUUCCCUGUGACAACAACAAAUAUGUCGCAUAUUAUAAAUGUAAUUGCUUGCGAGUCCCCAGCAGAUUCAAAUGAGUUUUCACUGCUGCACGCCGACAGUCCAAGGGAACAAACAUUUCCCGGCUCCCCCGGGGACUUAGAUGCUCCCUCCAUGGCCACGGACGCCCCCACCAACCCCCCGCACAACUGUGUUGUUGUCUGUCUCUCGUUGAAUGUGAGAGCAAGAGAGAAGUACAGGGGGGCGGGUGAUGUCCUGGGUCGGUUAUCAGUGGCAGGUCGCCGGCUGUUCCUUUCUACGCACCGGCCCGGCUGAGUGUUUGUGUUCGGUGUAGCCUCUCAGAGCUGUGUCAGUCGUGUCCCCAGUUUCUGUAGUCAUGGGGGAUACAAAACAUACAAUUACAGCAUUUAUGGCCAACAAUUGGAUUCACACUCAUACGCUGGAAAUUAGAACUUUCCUUUAAUAGUUUUAUAGAGAGCGUUGUAUGAGUUGAGCUCUUGGUAGCCUGGCUCGGUAGUUGGUAUCCAGGUACUAAAGCGUCCGGGGUAAAAAGUUGAAUGAAAAAAGUAGAGCGAGGAAGAAACGAAGACGUUGGUAAAUGUGUUAAAUGCAGAGUUUAGAUUAAAUGGUUAUUAAAAGUAAAAAACGAAAAGUUUGGCAAGUGGCCAAGUCGCAACAAACAGCACGACAACGCGAGCUGCAUUUGCAGAGUAGGCGGGGUUAGUGUGAGAGAAACUGAAUGCACGUUACGUUUAUGGAAGCCUGAAGAACAGAGAACAACAUUUUCGGAUUAUGUUUUUACUACACCACCAUCUUGUGUGGUGGUGUUGUGAUGAGUUCUGUGUCCUGUUGCCAAAUGAGCUUCCCUGUUGCUCCCCAGCGCAUCCAGUGUUUGGCCUGUAAAUACCACAUCAUGAGUAAUGCUGGGGGUAGCUUGGUCACAGGGAGGGGAGCUAGUGACGGUAUAUAAACCGUAAUAAUGAUGGUUUGUUAAGAAAGCUGGAAUUCUUGUGUUCAUCAGAUGAAGUCAGUGCAUUCCUGCUGGGCAGCUCCCCUAUAGAUGGCCCCUGGACCACAGCCAAUAGUCAAUGAGGAGGAGAUCAUGGAGGAUUUGGUUAAAAACACAUCAGCGAGAGGAGGGGGAGGAGCUAGGCUAGGGGUUUGAGCUCGAACACUAGCUGUGCUGUGUACCAGUUACAUAGCAAGUGGGUCAUUUGAUCUAUUACUCAUGUUGACAUAACUUUUCUUAGGAUCACACUGCCAUAUCGGUGUCUUUGGCCUUACUGAGUUAUCAUAUGCCAAAUGAGACACUGUAUAGUCCUAGCCUACUACUACUGUCAUUUAAAAAAUUAUAUGUGUGUACUUUAUGAGUCAGGCUACGCAUGUUAUUGCCUUGUUAUUAGUGGAAUACAGAUCAAGCACAGUCAUAAAACGGAGUGCUGCUCCUGUUCGUCACUCUGAAAUACACUCAGGCUUAAUUAUCCUCAUGUGUUAGGCUAUGCUGCUCUUCCCAGAGACAGUGUCUGAAGUUCCAGGUCAGCCAGGUCUGCCAGAUCAGCUCCUGGUGGGAGGCAUCAAAGUGGAACACACACACACUGAGUGGCUACAGUGCAUUCUGCCUGUCCACUCCCCUUGGAUCUAAGCUGUCAUAACGUCUUUGAAGAAGGGAAGUGGAGCAAUUAAUUGGGUUACAGAUCUGUGUUGACGCUCUCGGGUCCGUGAGGUACCAUCGGAAACUUCAGGAAGGUAAUACUCGGCUCGGCUCAGUCAGUCACUACUGGUAGUCACACAUACGCAGGGCCUGACGUCAAAAUGUCUCUGUUACAUAUAGAGCCUGCAGGAGAGAUGCUAAACCCAUAGCCUCAAUCAACAGAUGGAGAGAGAAAUGGGCCACUUGUGUGUGACACAGCUGCCUGUGGGGUGUGUUAAAGUUUGCAACAUUAUUAUGCUGCUGUGUCUUGAGGGAUUACUUUUUUUCACCCCCUUUGGCUAGAUAACAUUGUGGGUGUUCGACAAGUUCCGUGUAACACGUACAGUAUUUCUGUACUGUCGGUCGGUUGGUUGGUUGGUUGGUUGUGAGGGUGUUGUUUAACCUUAUCCAUAUUUCUCUUCCUUGCAGAGAGGAGUCAGUAAUACCAUGCAAUGCUGAAUUGAGCCAAAUUGAGCCAAGCCAAGCGGAUCUGAACUGAAGUCCUUGUCGCAUCUCGUAGCGUGGCAUCUCAGAUGGAGCUGAAGGUGUGGGUGGAUGGAGUGGUGCGCGUGGUCUGUGGCCUAUCAGAGGAGACUUCCUGCCAGGAUGUGGUCAUCGCACUGGCUCAGGCCAUUGGUCAGUAUCUCAGUCCCUCUUCCUCUCUAGGGUGCGAGUUCUGUCCCUCUACACCCUUAAGGCUCUUUCCAAACCAACCCUGACUAGCCCCUACUCCAUAGUCACUAGAUCUGAAAAGGAUUCAGCAGUAUGGUGAAAAUCCCACUGAUCAUAGGGCAAGUUGGAAUUACUGUAUUACCAUAUUUCUUCCACCUAUCCCAUCCUUUCUGACCUCAAAGAAGUGCCAAGGGGGAAGGGGGCUAGGGGUCAACUUUGUAUGGAGCAAGCUUCUGUCACCACACCCUCAGGCUGAACUGAAGCCACAUACUGCAGUGCCAAAAACUAAACCCCAUAUUUAGCGGUUUCCUUUCCUCUGUGCGUGAGAGGCUGCCAGGUCAUUAGGGAGAGUUUGUCCUCAUUUCAGAGUCCUCAUGGAGAUUUCAGUUUGUUUGAACAUGUUUAUAUGUUGUAUAAGACUUAUACAACAGUCUUCUACUCAUAUUUUUCAUUGCUGAGAGAAGCGAGCGAGAGAGAGAGAGAGAGUUGAGUGAAGGACUGCAGACCUAGAGUUUAGAGUCUUGUAUAGCCAUUAGCAAUAGCCCAGAGCCAGAGAAAGGGCAACUAGCAGUUAACUGCAUAGAUUAUGGAACUUUGGGUGUCAACAUGAUGCCCACUUACUGUAUAUUUAUGUGGUGAUUUGUAGUGAUUUGAUGUUGUUUAUUGUGUUUCAGUUUUCUGACUCUCUCUCACCCUCUCUCUCUCUCUCUGACCCUCUCUCACUCGCUUUAUCUCUCUCUCCCGCUCUCUUCCUGCCACAGGUCAGACGGGUCGCUACGUGCUGAUCCAGAGACUGAGGGACUCAGAGAGGCAACUGUUAGCCAAUGAGAAGCCCCUGGAGUCCCUGGCCAAGCUGGGCCAGCACAGCAACGACGUCCAGUUCUUCCUGCGCCGCACCGGCCCCAGUAGCAGUGAUGGACCAGGGUCUGGCUCUGGCUCCAGCCAGGACCGGGUCGUCCCUCUUCCCCUGCCCAAACACCCCGACCCAGAGCCCCUCAAACACAACCAGCCCAAGAAGUCCCUCACCUUCAACCUGGGGCCCUCCACCUCCCCCAGAACCAAAGCCAAGCAGCUCAUCAGGAAGUCUCCCCGCGACUCCCCCGAACAGAGGGCCUCACCCAGCCCCAUCCCUCCCCACCAUGCUCCCUCCCCCUCCCCACACUCCCCCUCCCCCUCUCCCUCCUCACACUCCCCCUCUCCCUCCCCUCCAGUGGGCCCAUCCAAAGAGGAGGUUUUCCGGCAGGUUCUUCAGCAGCAGGAGAGGUUGAGGGCCAUUGAGGCCCAGCUGGAGGCCAUGGAGAGAGACUCUCGGUCCUGGAACAGGGCCUCCCCAGCCCCCUCCCCUUUCCCAGAGGCUCAUCUCCAGGAGGAGAUGGAAGCUCUGGAGCAGGCAGCCAGGAGGAACCAGGCUGAGUUGGCCCAUGAGACGUUCUGGGAAGAAGAGCUGCAGGUGGAGGUGGAGAGAGAGAGGGGGAUGAGAAGGAGGCUGGGGGAGCUCCAUUCCAAGAUGGACGACUGCGGCCGGAGACUCCAAGACUUCUCAUCUCGCUCCGCCCAGUUGGAGCAGCAGAUCCAACGGGAGAGCUUGGGGGGCGGCGCCCAGCCUGCGAGGGCCAAUCAGGCAGGGGGUGAGGAGUCCCUAGGGGUGAUGAGGGCGGAGCUACAGAGCCAGGGGAGGCACAGCGAGGAGCUGGAGGGGGCGUUAUCAGAGACGGACAAGGCUCUGGGGAAGGCCGCAUCACUGCUGCAGGUAAGGAGAGAGGGCAGGGCCCUGGAGAGAGGGGUGUAGCUCGCACUCUCCUUCACCCACACACCUACCCAGUACCCACGAGAAGCUCAGUGGUUCCCAAAUGGGGGGUCAAUGGUGUGGGACAAACCUGGGAAACCAAGUUAGCCAAUCAAUGACAUCAAUCAAUUAAUGGAUGCCUGCAGCUUAAUGAUCUUUGAUCGAGGCAAAACAUGUUGUGAUCAAGUGGAUCACAUUUGAAAAACUUUAUCAAAAAUGUUUGGGAACCACUGGUGUAGCUACCCUCUCUCACCCCCUCUUGACAGCACACUGCAGCAAACACACACGCAUACACUCAUCAGUGCAAGGACACUCAACAAACAAGUAAAUAUGAUCUCUGACUCCAAUGGUGAUGGGAAAACUUGCUCAUAAUUAAAACAAUGUUUUGUACCUAAAUCUAAUUUUAUGAAUGUUUGUUAUGAAUUGUAAUGUGACCCCUGUUGGGUGUCUGACUGAACUUGCUUGACAGGUAUGAUUGGCUGUGACAGCCUAGUUCUCAUCUGGACUGAUUAGAUACACUCUCCCAUAUAUACGAAUCUGUACUCUCAUUCAUAUGACAUUGACAGUACCUCUACUUCCUUAUAUUCUUUAAUCUGAAAUGGAGAAAAAUUUCAAAACAAAAUAAAGAUCACUAUUCAAUUGCAGUGGUGUAAAGUACUUAAGUAAAAAUACUUUAGAGUACUGCUUAAGUAGAUUUUUGGGGUAUCUGUACUUUACUUUACUAUUUAUAUUUUUGACAACUUUUACUUUUACUUCACUACAUUCCUAAAGAAAAUAAUGUACUUUUUCUCCAUACAUUUUGUCAUUACAGUUUGAAUGUUUAGCAGGACAGAAAAUGGUCCAAUUCACACACUUAUCAAGAGAACAUCCCUGGUCAUCCAUACUGCCUCUGAUCUGGCGGACUCAUUAAACACAAAUGCUUCAUUUGUAAAUGAUGUCUGAGUGCUGGCUAUCCUUACAUUUUAAAAACAAGAAAAUUGUGCCGUCUGGUUUGCUUAAUAUAAGGAAUUUUCAAUUCAUACUUUUACAUUUACUUUUGAUACUUAAGUAUAUUUAAAGCCAAAUACUUUUAGACUUUUCCUCAAGUAGUAUUUUAAUGGUUGACUUUCACUUUUACUUUUCAUUUUCUAUUAAGGUAUCUUUACUUUUACUCAAGUAUGACAAUUGGGUACUUUUUCUACCACUGUUCAAUUGCACAAGUGCAUUUUCUUAUCUUGACUUGGCCACAAGCAGGUCUGUCAGAGAUUGCUGAUAGUUGGAGACAGUAAUGUUGUUUAGAGCCGGACCGAUAUAUCGGUUCACUGAUAUUAUCGGCCGGGAUUGGCCUUUUAACGCUAUAUCGGUAUCAGCUGAUAACUCCACAAUUACCAAUAUUCAAAAAAUUUGAUGAAAAGGGGAAUCUCAUGCUUAUCUGAACACUUGUGGCCAUUCUUAUGAUGUGUCAUUAUUGUCACAAUGUAUGAAAUCAACAUUUGUAGCAUAGUUAUUGGACAAUUGCUCUUUUGGAUGGCAAUUUUUUAAUUUUCCCGCUGUAAAACAGUAUAUCAGUAUCGGUAAGUUUUGCCCCCAAACAAAUCGCAAACAGUAUCGGACCACAAAAAACAUAUCGGUGAGGCUCUAAUGUUGUUGUUGUUGUUGUUGUUGUGGUGAGGCUGUGCCUGCAGUGCCUGGUGAAUAAAGGCCUUACCCAGUUGGAGGAAACACAAGCCUCAUCAUAAUCCACAUGGAACCUGAUACUCGAACAGAGACACUUUGUGGAUCAGGGACACUGUUCAGGUCAGAUACACCCAGAAUUGUAAAUUCUGUUUCAGUAGGAGGAACAGCUUUUUACAUGAAGGUAGAAGAAUGGUUUUGGAAAGUUUAUCCAAGAAAACAAACAGAAGGCUAUACUGAUUGUGCAAAUACCCCCCCCCCUCUUAUUUGUUUAUGUAGCUAUUGAUAUUGUAAUGUUUUUCGUGUGGGUUGAGUGCAUUUGCUACAUCCCACAUUAAGAAAGGGCCAUAGGCGCUCUUAGACUAUUAAAACCCAUCUGCUGGGGAUCCAUAAGUAAUGGCUGUGCUACAUUAAAAGACCAUGAAAAGCUCAUUUGGGAUCAGUUUAUUCUCUAAGUUGGAAUGUGACUUGGUCUACAUGACACUCAUUUAGUCAGUCACAACAUUUCCAUUUCUUAUCCAGAUCGACUUACAGGAGCAAUUGGGGUUAAGUACCUUGCUUAAGGGCACAUCAACAGAUGUUUCACCUAUUUGGCUUGGGGAUUCAAACCAACAACUUUUCGGUUACUGGCGAAACGCUCUUAACCACUAGGCUACCUGGCCCUAUAUGGUCCUUCAAGGAGGAAGGACCCACUUGCUGCCUGGUACAGAACCAUAGCUUGCUGUUCCUCUUGUACAUAACCAUAGCUUGCUGAUCCUCCUCUUGUACAGAACCAUAGCUUGCUGUUUCUCUUGUACAGAACCAUAGCUUGCUGUUCCUCUCGUACAGAACUAUAGCUUGCUGGUCCUGGUUCACUGCAAGGCAAACCCCGUAAGCUGAUAGUAAACAUCAUCAGUAUUGUGUGUUUUUAUGAUGAUGAGCUCACAGCUCCUGUCAUUACCUGAUGAGCUCAGACGUCAAUUCAACGUCUAUUCCACGUUAACGUAAUUUCAUUGAAAUGACGUGGAAACGUUGAUUCAACCAGUGUGUGCCCAGUGGGUAGGUGAUGCUCGGAGCCUAAGAUUUUCACUGUACCCUGCAAACACACCUGCAACCCCUGUAAAUGUGACUAUUAAACACUCUGAAUUUGAAUCUUAAUGGAGAUGAGCCUGCAGGUGUCAACUGUUUCCCACAAAUAAUCCAUUCCAUUCAGGAUCAAUUUCCACAUAUGGGUGGCAGUGUAGAGCACCACUCUCUCUAUCCACCUCCCCCCUCUCUCUCUCUCUCUGUCUCGCUCCCUCUCUCGACUGUUCCGAGAGCGACUUACAGUUGACAGUUGAUGUUGGCAAGACAAGUGGCUUCUCUCUUCUUCUUUUUCACCCAGUUCAAUUACAUUUUACAUUUUAGUCAUUUAGCAGACACUCUUAUCCAGAGCGACUUACAGUUAGUGAGUGCAUACAUUUUCCAUACAAUUCAAAGUUGCAUUCAAACUGAUGGGCAUCUAUACAGUUAAACAUACUUUACUGAUUGUAACAAGCUUAUGAAAUGUAUGUUCAUGAAUGUUACACAUUUGCAGGCAGCAGUGGCUUGCUAGAGAUGUAUGCAGCACGUGACUGUUCGUUAAUAUGAGGAGCAUCUGACAUCUGAGAUUAAUGCUGUGGCUGUUGCUGCUCUCUGGUGGUGGGAAUAGGAAUUACAGCCUUUGAAAGAUUUCAACACCAGUUAGUCUGUGUUUGUUCCAAUGAUUAUGUAACUAACCUAAGUAACCUUGCAAAUUACAUUUCAUGUCUCUGCCAGUUAGCUCUAUAUUUGUGGUUGAUUUAUAUUCCAACUAAGCAGUUCCGAUAUGCAGUAUUUGGAUAUUUGUGAGGUAGUCCCAGAAAACAAAGGAGUUGAUUCAUGCAAUAGCAACAACAUUUUCAUGUUGAAAACAUCUUACCACAAUACAAACAUUACUGAGACUGUCCUAUUUCACAGUGUCAAACAUAGUUCUGUACCAUCUAGGGCAGGUAGCCUAGUGGUUAAGAGCAUUUGACCAGUAAUCAAAAUGUCACUGGUUUGAAUCCCUGAGCCGGCAAGAUGGAAAAAUCUGUUGUUCUACCCUUGAGCAAGGCAGUUAACACCUAACAACAACUGCUCCCUGGGUGCUGAUGAUUUUGAUUAAGGCAGCCCCCUGCACAUCUCUGAUUCAGAGGGGUUGGGUUAAAUGUGGAAGACACAUUUCAUUUGAAUGCAUUCAAUUGUGCCACUGACUAGGUAUCCCCUUUCCCUUGAGAGAAACGAAUAGAAUGAGAAGAGAGAUUUUCUCUUUAAAGCUCAAUCCCAACUUUUGACCUAUCCAACACCUAUGCCUAUAGAAUCAUUAAGUGUGUCAGUGUCGGGGAUAGGGGUCUAUUUGGGAUUAGGUGUGACUGUCCUGGCCCCUUCUCUGUGUCCCUUCCCAGGAGAAGCAGGAGGAGUUGGAUGAGCUGAACAAGGAGUUGAGGCAGUGUAACCUGCAGCAGUUCAUCCAGCAGGCGGGAGUCGUGCCGGCACACACACACUCACGCACAGACCUCAGCGACCAGCUGGACCAGCUAGAACUGGCUCACCUGCUACAGGAAGGAUACAGGAACGGAGGUACGGAUCCACACAACCACACACACACACACUCAGAUGAUUGCUCAUCUUAAACCUCCAUCUCUCUCUCCACCAGGACUGGGCCUGCUCCCCUCAGAGUCGCCUCCCCGCCCCACAGCCAAGCAGUUCCUGGGACACCCCCGCAACCUGCAGAACCCGCUGGUGUCCAGCCUCAACCCCGAGGGUGUGUAUGUUUGACACUCUACCUGCCGCUACCCCACACUGUCCCACUCCGCCCUUCCCUACUGCCCCGGCUUGACUUUUUGGCGGCCACACCCCUCUGUUCUGGUACUAAGGGUGGAGGUCCCCGCAUGGAGCCCCAAACCCCCUCCCUGCCCCCGACGGUUUCCCUUAACAACCUUCUUCUAUCCUCUGACUGCCCCUUACGCCUUUAAUGCUAUCUGAUUCUCUGAUCAUUCUGGUUAUCUGUUAUAUUGGUCCGUCUACAAUCAUGUUAUUCAACUCUGCUUUGCUAACAUCUUACUCAGAUGCACAUCUCCCCUCCAUCUUCUCUCUCUGUUUCUUCCCAACCGCUCUCUCUUUCCCUUACUUCUGUCUCUCUCUCUCAAUCCCCACUCUCUCUAGCUCUGUUUCCGUCAGGCUCUCUCUCUACCCUCCCUUGCUCUCCCUCUCCCUCUCCCUCUCCCUCUCCCUCUCUCUCUCUCUGUGUGUGUGUGUUGUGGACUAACAGUAGCUCUGACUCCUACUGCUCCCUUUACUGCAGCUGUACUGGGACACCCAGCUGAUGUAGCUGUGAGUUCUUCAUGAUUCCCCACAGUAUGUCACUGUGUCCCCUCCCCCAGUCAGUCCAGCGAUGCAGGGUGUCUCUCCACCCUCAGAACAACAGGCCUAUUCUCUACAGACAGCUGUGUCUCAACACAACCACAAUGUUACACUGUCACCACUCUAUUUCUGUAUAAAAGAGUGGGCCUCAUUUGAAUGCAAAAAUACAAUUUUUUUGCUGCUUACAAUUGAUAAAUGAGGCUCAAUGAAUGACCAUUCUGACUGUAGUGUAAAAUAAAAUUGUGUUUGAUUAUUGUGUCAGAGAGGCUUUUAUGUCUCUGUUUGGGAGAUUACUUCCAUAUUGCCUUGUAUGUUGGUGACCUUUGACUUCCAAAGAGAGAGAGAGAGCCUGACCUCAGAGCUCUGUAAGGUGUAUUGCACAGUCCAUUCUCUCCCCUGUGUGAGGUCAUGAAUAAUUUAAACAUGCAUCCUUCCUUCCUUCCUUCCAUGACGUAAUCUCUGAUCCAACUUGAUUGGAUAGGGUAAAGUAAUAUUUCAGAUUAGUCAUUACUUCUAAGGACAGAGAAUGGAACAAUGCAUUUCAGAAGUACUGAUAAAGGGCCACAAACUUAGUAUGUGGGAUGUUGGGUUUCCUCCUAACUGGUUGGAAUGGGUUUCCCCGGUGUGUGUGCUCUCUCCCUCCUCCUUUGGACUGUUUCACUGGCUUUAAUGGGGAAAUAGAAGUAGCAUGCUUGAGGUAGAAGUUGCCCCUCACCACAGAUCUAGGAUCAGAUGUCCCUAUGACCCAAUCCAUUAGGUAGUUAAAUAAUUAUCUGAAUCAGACUCUGAAUCAAUGGUUAGGGCCAACUUCUACCCACUACCAGGGCAUGCUUUACUAUCUCUAUCUAUCAAGCUCUCCUUCCGCCUUAACAAGAAAAUUGGUUUCGAGAAAAGUGUUUUCCAAACCAAACCAAACCAAAUGAAUGGAGACAUCAUCCCCACUUAUUUUUGUGUAUCUUGCAGUCGUGACAUCCAGAGAAUCAUCAUGGAGAUAAAACAAGGGACGGCAGGGCCAAGGAGUUGUUCACUGUUCAGUUAAAGGGAUAGUUAACCCAAAUUACAAGUUACACAAUGGUUUCCUUACCCUGUAAGCAGUCGAUGGACAAGGUAUGACAGCAAUCCAUGCUU